Cylicostephanus goldi is the source of this 341-nucleotide messenger RNA. Lineage: Eukaryota; Metazoa; Nematoda; Chromadorea; Rhabditida; Strongylidae. The record is from the annotation of a GenBank genome assembly.
AUGGGAACGUUUACAAAAAGCUUCGGCGCUUCUGGUGGAUUUAUAGCUGGAACAAAGAAAGUUAUUGACCAUCUGCGUGUAAAUUCACCGACCAGCUUUUACACGUCUCCAAUGUCGCCACCGGUGGCGCAGCAAAUAAUUACAUCGAUGAGCAUUAUCAUGGGCAAGGACGGCACAGAUGACGGCAUUCGUCGUAUCAAACAGCUUGCUCGAAACGCUCACUAUUUCCGUAUACGAUUAAAGCAGAUGGGUUUUAUUGUUCACGGCAGCGAUGACAGUCCGAUUGUCCCAAUGAUGCUUUAUCAUCCAGAAUACGGGUUAGUUUCCAUUACCAAAUAAAA